This is a messenger RNA of Brassica napus (rape), 5229 nucleotides long. RefSeq lists its product as uncharacterized. The record is from RefSeq and is a predicted model, not a curated record. Bases 67 to 789 code for a protein of 240 amino acids. Lineage: Eukaryota; Viridiplantae; Streptophyta; Magnoliopsida; Brassicales; Brassicaceae. The transcript has 2 exons. Gene Ontology annotation, molecular function: nucleic acid binding; zinc ion binding.
AUUCCGCAAGCAUCAUCCGAGUCAUUCAACUUCCAGUACGGCUAUGGCGACGAGUUUUGGGAGUCAAUGGAGAUCAGUUCAUCUGAUGUGGAGAUCAUUGAACCACCACUGCCUGAAGUCAUCGAGAUCUCAUCAGACAGCACGGUGGCCAUCAACAUUGUCGACAUCAGUUCUCGAGAGAACAGUCCAUGGAUCCCAAUGCCAGCUUGGAGUCCAGCGUUCUCACUUGGAGGAUCUCUCGAUUUCAGCAUGGAAAGUAUUGGGCAAUCCUCUGACCCAUACUACGAGUACCAUUACUCGCCAAUGCCAACGGAGUCAUCACUAACCGAUCCGGAAGUCGGAAAAGAAGCAAGGGAAGUGAAUAUGGAAGUUCAACAAGAAACCAGAAAGGAAGAUCAGAUGAUGGAGAGUACUCAGAAUGGGACGACCAGAACAAGUGGAGCUCUAGGAAGACAAGUUGAGAAAGGAAGUACUAGUGGAGGACCAGCCUCAAAUGUUGAAGACUCUCGUGAUGUUCCAACCGGGAAGGGAUGCAAUAUGUGUGGAGCAGUUGACCAUCGCACUUGGGUGUGCACUAGGAUUAAGAGUCAGCCAGAUUUGAGUGCUUAUCUGAUCUGCAGUUCGUGUGAAACUCGUGGACACUUCGUCGCAGACUGCCCAUUGAACAGCGUGAAUCGAGCCGUACCCAUCUCCGUCGUUCCCCCUGCCAGCCUUGCCCGAUCGGCCUCAUCUGCAACAGAAGGUUCAAACUGUAGAAACCUUGACCAAUUUAGGAACCCCCUUCGUUGAGCUCGUGUGAGCUAAGGUAGUUGGGUGCUGAUCCUUCUCUUUGUGUGUUUUGAUUGUUGUGUUGUAUUGCUUUGUUUUGUUGUUGUGUUGCGUGUGCAACCUUCUUUGUUGUGUGGUGUGUGGACUUUAUGUCCUAGUAGCAAGUGUAGUUCAGUAUGUAGAUCUUGCUAGGUUGUGGUAGUUAAGUUUUGAUUUUGGAAAACCUUGUUUUAAACUUCGAUUUUAGAAAACCUCGUUUUAAACUUCGCUUUUGUUUAGUUUAGAGAGUAAACCCUAGAGUUUAGGAAACCAAACCCUAUUUAUAGCCAUGAGAUGUCUUGUGAGUGGAUGUGGUGUCAGAAGGACACGAACCUUGACAAGGUGUAGUCAAGAAAGACUCGUGCAUGAAUGAAGAAAAUCUAGAACCAUAGGCGACCGUGGUAAAGACCAGCAGUAAGUGUGCAAGAGUUCAGAGUCGCCAGUGCAUAGGUUCAGAGUCGUCAGUGCGUAUGUCCAGAGUCGCCAGUGUGAAGAUUCAGAGUCAUCAGUGCAAAGGUUCAGAGUCGUCAGUGCGCAGGUUCAAAGUCGUCAGUUUGAAGAUUCAGAGUCGUCAGUAGUGAGCAGAUUCAGAAAGCUUACGGGCAUGAUUGUUCUUGGGAGAACAAUUUUGGUACAGUCGUGUACGGUGAGUGCAAGACCAAAGCAGUCAGUGGUCGAGCUAGCGAAGAAGUAACCAAGACAGUAGUGGAAGCAUGAAGACUAGAGUAUAUUGUGUGUCUACAAUGGUGAUACCUCAAGGAGUCGAAGAUAUUGAAGAGCAAAAAGCCGAAGAGCCAGAGAAGAGAUGUCAAGUGGAAGACUAAUCUGAAGAAGUCUAGUGGUGAAGCCCGAACGGUGCGAAUCCAAGAGAAAGAAUGCGUCAAGAAUAGAAGAUGAAGUCUAAUCAAGCGUAAGAUCAGAAAAGGAUGAUAGGAGUUGAAGAUGAAGCCCAAACAAGGAGGUGGUAAACAAUCACGACGAAGUCGUUUCCAAGGAGGGGUGACAAGAAUGCAAGUUCCGAGUGAAGAAAUUAUUGAGUUGAUCGCAUGACAAGUUACAAAUGGUGGCAUCAGCAGUAAGGAGGAAGCGAAUAAUAGAAGCAGAUAGUGACAUCGACAGCAGCAAACCAAGGAACAGAUCGAGGAAGCCGAAGCAAAAUUCAUAAGGUGGUAGCAGAGGAUGGAAGUACCUUUGUGAAUUCGAGGAUGAAUUCAUUUUAAGGAGGGGAGAAUAUAAUACCCCUGAUCAAGGGUAUCAAGUCAACGCAAAGUCAACGACGUAGGAUCGACCAGCAAUUGGAGUAAUAUGCUAUAGGGAGUUAUGACUAGAGGUUCGAUCGAGGAGUUUUGAAGAACGGUCGAGCAAAAAUCAGAUUGGAUCGCAGAGAUAGGAUCUGAGCCACAAAGGCGUCAUGGCCGAACAUGGAGAAUUUCUAAGGUCGACACUUCAAGCAAGACUCAAUCUCAAUCAUCACGAUGGGAUAGUAGAAGACAUAUGGUCGAAUCAGAAUCAACUUUGGACGAGCUCAUAAAAGAGAUGGUCCGUAGAGAUUUCAGAGAUGGUGUACAUAGAAGUUUGGUAAUGGCCAGAAGACGAAGAUGGCUACAAUCAAUCCAGGAGUUAGGGAGUCAACCUAGAAACCUUACCUAAGGCAUUUGAAGACAUAUUCGAGAGUUUGUUCAAGACAAAAACAAGGCGUUCCACAAGAAGAUCAAGAUAGGCCGGAAGGAGACGGUUUUUGCCGAUAUGGUCGAAACGAGCUAGCUGAAGACAAAGGAAGCCAAAUGGAGUUGUGAAAAAAUGGAAAGGAGUUCCAAGGAAUGUUUUACACAUUUCCUAAACUUUUGGAAAUGGUCAACUCAGGUGUCAAAGUCAACCAAAGUCAAAAGGGAGAGAAUGGACCUCAUUGGUCCAUAUAACCCACCUGGUCAACCAAUAGGAGCAUGCCACGUGGAGGAGACCAAAUUCCUUCAAUCCUGGGAAUCAUGAGGAAUAAAUCAAGAGAUUAUAUGGUGAUGAAAUCAGGUGAAAAAGACUUCUAGAGAGCAAGGAAACAUGAAGAUACCAUUUGUACCCGAAAUGGGCUAUAAAUGGAAAUGGAGGCUAUGGACUGAAGAAUGCUUAUCUACAUCAAACCCACGACAUCUAAGCUUCAUUUAGGACCCAGGAGAAGUAUUGGAUUGGGCUGGAGCACAAGUAAAACUGAUUUGAAGAUUGAAGACCCAAAGGUGCCCAAAAUGGUCAUUUUGGCGGUUUGGUUAAUGGAGGAGAAGGCUAAUGGGAACAUGUCAGGCACGAAAACGCCCAUACAGUGGCUCUUCCUACACACAAUUAGGUAUACAGGAGCAAGAGGAACUAGCCUUAGGAGUAGCUUGCACAUGUGUUAAGCAUGGAGGCCACUUUUGAGCUAAAAAGUGAUGAGGUGGAAACCAAACUUCGGAAUCGAGUUUCGUUCUUAUUUUUGGUACAGAGAACUUACUUGGGAAAGUGAUUUUACUUCCAGAAGAUGGGACGUAAGUGGUUAGAUUUAAAUUAACUUCAUGCACAAGUGUCUUUGGAGUGCAUUUUGGUGACAAGUGUUGUAACACAUGUGAUGUGUUCCCACCCGUCUCUUUGGCUAUAAACAGAACCCUUAGGAUGAUUUUUAGAAGUUCAUAACCCCCCUGUGCCUUCUCUCUCAGUCGUUCUUAUAGUUUAUUUUUGAGAGAGAAAAUGGCCAAAACCGAUAAAAUUUUAUAAAAGAGUGUAGAUAGUGUAGAAGCCUUUUGCGUGUGUUUAUCCUUGUCUUAGGAUCUGAUUUUCUCUUCUAGGAGAGGUGGUAAGACCUUAGAAUUCGUGUUCAUAGGUUCCUUCCCUCUUUUGGCCCUAAGCCUCUUUUUAAUCGGUUUUAAUGUCAACCUUAGGUCUUUCGCUUUCGGAAGUGUUUUGCGGCUUGUGAAGACCUAGGUGGGUUUCCCUGUGUGUGUGUGUACUAACCGUGUGUGUGUGCAGGUUAGAGAGCUUGAGCCGUGAGGGUUCAUAACCUUGAACCUCUCUCGCGGUUUGUUUGUGUGUGUAUGGGAGUUGGUAAAACCCAUACUUGAGAGUUUAAUUAUAUUGCAUGUGUAGUUAUAGUUAUUGCAUGUCUUGUUUUGUUGUUGUUGAUAUGCAUUGUGUUGUUAGGUUGUUAGAUUGCAUUCAUUGUUAGUUUUGUAGUUGCAUAUGUUAGUUUGUUGUGUCGCAUGUAGAUUUGAGUGAAACUCACUCAUGGUGGUUCAUAUGCAUUGCAUGUAGUGUAGUUGGGGUUUGCGUUGAGAAUUGAGUAAGACUCUCUCUUAUGCUGGGUUGUUUAGUUUGUCACUCGCUAGAGUAGUUUAGGAUCGAGUCUAGAUUAGGUGUUGCAUGGAGGUUAGAAAUGUAGCUUCGUCAUGCUAGUGGAUUCGUGUGUUUUGGUCUAGACUAGGGCGAGUGAGCGAGUGUGUCUCGCAUUCAGUCUAGAUGUGUAUCGCGUGUUAGUUAGAGGUAGAGCUGCCUCACGCUAGUUUGUGUUGUGAUCCGUCUAGACUAAUGCUUGAGAGUGUGUGGCCAUCUCGGAGUUAGAUUGGGAGAAGCCUGAUUCUCCGGUGAUGUGUGCGAGCCAUGGGGUUAGGUUGGGAGAAGCCCAAUUUUCCAGUGGUGGAGUGACCUACUCUCCACGGCUUGUCACGUGAAGUGGGUCGCGCCCAUGGACAAGCGCUGCAUGACGAUGCGGCCCGGGUUAGAUUGGGAGAAGCCUAAUUCCCGGAGUGAUCUUUUCCGGCCAUGUGACUUGUGUGUUUGUAGUCGGGAGUGUUCAGGGUGGAGAGGUGAAGGGCUCCGUGGUGUGAGGGAUCCCGGGAUGUGUAGCUUCGCUCCAUCCUUUGAGUGUUUUAUUUUAUUUUUAGUCUAGUCGAGUCUAGGAUUGAGUCUAGAGUGUCGUAGAGUUAGUGUCUAGGGUCUCGGGGUGAGACUGGGGUGUAGAUUAGUAGCAUUGCAUUCAUGUGUAGAGUAGUUGCAUUGCAUUCAUGUUUAAGUUAUUGCAUUGCUUUAUUUAUUGCUUGUUUACUUUUCCGCACUGCUUGCUUGUUUGUAUUGCUUGUGUUUGAGCAAAGGGAAAAGGAGUCGUUGUUAUUUUAUUUGGAAACUCACUAAGUAAUCUAUGAUUACUUAUUCCCCCUUUACUUUGCAGGUAACCUUAGAGGGUCGGGCGUUAGCUGGGUGUGGAGGACGAGGCCAUGCGUAGUUUUCCGGUGUUGUUUGCAAGGAGCAAGAUGUUUAUAUUUUCUCUCGUUUUGAUUUUCAUGGGUACCCGUUUGACUUGUUAUUUUCUGUUUGUUUUUAUAUUUGAAAACAUUAGUCGAGUUCCCGACUCUGUAAAAUUAAUAAAAGUAUGUUUUAUUUAAUAAAAUCCCUGUUGAACGCUGA